UAUAACGGCAGUGGCUGAAAUAUCUUAUCUCACUUACAAAUUGCAUUUAGUCAGCCCGAAAGUAAAUUGCAAUUGUCCACUAACUGUUUAGCUACACAGUAAAAAAAAUAAGCAUUUUAUUAAGCGCUGCAUCGUAAACUGAACCACAAGACCGCAUAUUCCAUUUUGUCUUCUUGGAGAGCAAACUUAAGUAUAAUUGCAACAUACGUUUUAAGCCUAGAUAGGACCCUACUUUAAGUUCAAACGAAGGCAGACAGCAUGUGGAAUUCCGAACCAACACAUCGCCAGCAGCACCACCAUCAGCAUCAGCACAAUGGCAACUCUACCUCGGGCGGACCGCCCGCCAAGCAGCUGGGCAUGACCUCGGCCAUCAGUCUGGCCGAGCCCAGGGCUGAGGAUCUGCAGCGCACUGAUGAGCUGCGCGGCUCUCUGGAGCCGUACAACGUCUUCGAGAGCCAGGACGAGCUGAACCACCGCAUGGAGAUCCUGGCCAAGCUCAACACUCUGGUCAAACAGUGGGUUAAGGAGAUCUCUGUCAGUAAGAAUAUGCCGGAGUCAGCUGCUGAGAAGCUCGGCGGCAAGAUCUACACAUUCGGCUCGUACCGCCUGGGUGUCCAUCACAAGGGCGCCGAUAUUGACGCCCUAUGUGUGGCUCCGCGCAACAUCGAGCGCACCGACUACUUUCAGAGCUUCUUCGAGGUGCUUAAGAAGCAGCCGGAGGUCACCGAGUGCCGCUCUGUGGAGGAGGCCUUCGUACCAGUCAUCAAAAUGAACUUUGAUGGCAUCGAGAUAGAUCUGCUGUUUGCUCGUCUGUCCCUUAAAGAGAUACCCGAUGAUUUUGAUUUACGGGAUGAUAACCUUCUGAGAAACCUGGAUCAUCGCUCGGUGCGCAGCCUCAACGGCUGCCGUGUAACUGACGAAAUCCUGGCUCUGGUGCCCAACAUUGAAAAUUUCCGACUGGCCCUGCGCACCAUCAAAUUAUGGGCAAAGAAACACGGCAUAUACUCAAAUUCGUUGGGUUAUUUCGGCGGUGUGACCUGGGCCAUGCUGGUGGCCAGGACGUGCCAGCUGUAUCCGAAUGCUGCAGCUGCCACAUUGGUGCACAAGUUUUUCUUGGUAUUCUCGCGCUGGAAGUGGCCCAACCCAGUGCUGCUCAAGCACCCCGACAACGUCAAUCUGAGAUUUCAAGUCUGGGAUCCGCGAGUCAACGCCUCGGAUCGGUAUCAUCUGAUGCCCAUCAUUACGCCUGCGUACCCCCAACAAAAUUCCACAUUCAAUGUGUCGGAAUCCACCAAGAAGGUCAUAUUGACCGAGUUCAAUCGCGGCAUGAACAUCACGGAUGAGAUCAUGCUGGGCCGCAUUCCGUGGGAGCGUUUGUUUGAGGCACCCAGCUUCUUCUACAGAUACCGCCACUUUAUCGUGCUAUUGGUCAAUUCGCAGACGGCCGACGACCAUUUGGAAUGGUGCGGCCUGGUUGAGUCCAAGGUGCGUCUGCUAAUUGGCAACUUGGAGCGGAAUCCCCACAUUGCUUUGGCCCACGUCAAUCCCAAGUGUUUUGAGUUUAAGAAGGGCCAGAGUGCCAACAACUCGCAGAACAACAGUGGAAAUGAGGACGAUUUGAAGCAAUCGCAGGGAAGCCAGUCUGCAGUUACUUCGGCGCCAUUCUGCUCCAUGUGGUUCAUCGGCUUGGAGUUUGAGCGUUCGGAGAACCUCAAUGUGGACCUCACAGAGAGCAUACAGAACUUUACGGAGCACGUGAUGAUGCAUGGCGUAAACAUCAAAAUGCUCAAAGAGGGCAUGACGAUUGAUGCCCGUCAUGUAAAGCGCAAGCAAUUAUCGCUCUACUUAGAUUCCGAUUUCCUCAAGCGAGAGCGUAAGUCCAUGGAGAGCCACAAUAAUUUUAAUAACACACUGCUGGCCAACCGCAAGCGACUCUCGACGGAACUGGCCCAAUCGCAGGACCCACUGCCGCCGGGUCAGCAGCCAUCAAGUGGAAAUCGCGGUCGGGAUAGUGGAGCAAAGAUACACAGACUCAGCGAAUCGCUGACAGAGGAAAAUUCGAAUGCCUCCAGCGAUAUGGCGGCAGGAACGCCCACCACGCCCACAGCGGCGCAAAUGAGUGCGCCCAGCUUUAAGAGCUCGGGCAAAAACGGCUCCGAGAUGGACGUGGAGCAGGAGCCGCCACAGCCGCACAACAACGGCAGCAACAAUGGCAGCGCCAACAGCAACACAACCACAACGGAGGUGGCAUGUUCGUGACAACCGCCAACGCUACAUCCGCAUCCGCCGCAUCAGCAGCCGCCGCCCCCGCCGCCACAGCCACCAGCUCAUCAUCAUCAUCAUCAGAAGUUCCGGAAGAACAACAAUGCGGCUGCGGCGGCCGCCUCCAACAGCAUUUUCAACCAGCGCUCGAUCCUGCAUGCCGCUUCCAGUCUAACGGCUGCUCUAAGCAUAACCGGACACAAGCGCAAGCAACAGACGGCGACAUCAACUACCACGAUCAACAGCAGCAGCAACAUUGCUCAUAGCAACUACCACCACAGCAACAACAACGGCGGCGGCGGCGGUGGCGGCAUUGGCCACUAUAACAAAACGUACUACAUUGAUGAUGAUGAAGAGGACAACAACCAACAUUUGACAACUAACAACCAACCACAACAGCAACAAAAAGCGGUCAGAGUAGCAGCAACAUCGACGACACCAGCAACAUCGGUUCCUGUAGCUGCGAACGCCGCGCCACCGGCACCGACAAUUUCUUUGUAAAAAGCUAUUAAACAUACCAUUUAAGGAUUAGUUAUCAUAGUUAUUCUCCCCCAUUGAUUUUUUCGGCAUUGAUGCCCAAGCAAACAUGAAGCCCAUAAUAUUUUAUACAAAACGGUUUCUAUCAUACACCUUCUACAUAGUUAUGUUAAACAUUAUUCUUUCAACAAUUGCCUAAUCGUCAAAUUAAAAUUGGCAUUCGGACAUCAACAAUCGGCGCUAAGACAAGAACAACACCAUGACUUGAGCGGCCUUUUAGUGGCAGAGAAAGCAUUUCUCUAACAUUUGUCUUAAUAAUAUUGUUGUACAUCUUUUUUACUUCCCCACAGCUGGUUUGAGGAGUGCGUAGAAGAGAGAAGUGUGGAGAGUGGAAAGUGGAAAGUGGAAAGUGAAGGAUGAGUGUAAGGAUGAGGAGGAAGAUGGGUGAGAGCGGCGGACAGUCAAGAUCCUGGAGAAGAUCUGCUGCGGAAACUACUUACAUACUAAGAAGAUUUCUUUAUAAUUUUCCAUCUUCUUGUUUUCAAUAUUUGUUUUCUUCUUCUUCUAGUUGUACAACGCUGAAAAUUUGAAACAAAAUAUGUUCGUUUUUCUAAGAAAUGAUAUCUGAAAAAAGGUAAUAACAAAAAACGUAUAAAUGAAAUGAAGAUAUUGAUUUAAUUUUACCAAAUAAACCAGAAAAACAAAGCGAAAGCUAAAAACCCCAAA
Molecule: messenger RNA, 3465 nt
Organism: Drosophila elegans
Lineage: Eukaryota; Metazoa; Arthropoda; Insecta; Diptera; Drosophilidae
Gene: hrg
Product: poly(A) polymerase beta
Exons: 9
Cellular component (GO): nucleus
Molecular function (GO): RNA binding; poly(A) RNA polymerase activity
Source: RefSeq, a predicted model, not a curated record